AAUGGUGAUUGUUGUUGUUCACGACUCACCUUACUUUUUUUUAAGGUUAGGUUAGGCCUUUAGUGUUUGUGUCUUGUGUCAAAACGUCAGUGAUCCAUGUGCUCGGCUCGUAGCUACAGCUUGAAAUCAAUCAAUCAUGGGUCGAGUCAGGACGAAAACCGUCAAACGUGCAUCUCGGACAAUCAUUGAAAAGUAUUAUCCAAAAUUAACAUUAGACUUCCACACCAACAAAAGGAUAUGUGAGGAAAUAGCUGUCAUCCCUAGCAAACCCCUUAGGAAUAAAAUUGCUGGUUUCGUCACUCAUCUAAUGAAAAGGUUGAGGCACAGCCAAGUUCGAGGCAUCUCCAUCAAGCUGCAAGAAGAGGAGAGAGAAAGGAGAGACAACUAUGUUCCAGAAGUCUCUGCCCUUGAACAAGAUGUCAUCGAAGUAGACCCAGAGACCAAAGAGAUGUUGAAACUGCUCGAAUUCAACAACAUUAGUGGACUACAGCUCAUCCAGCCAACACCUAAUUACCGAAGAACUUAAUUUCAGAGGUUUUCUUUUCUUUUUUCUUUUUUUUUUUAAUUUUUAUGGACUCUCCUUCACACGCAAUAAACAAGUUUUCAUAAAAUUUUA
Molecule: messenger RNA, 616 nt
Organism: Bemisia tabaci
Lineage: Eukaryota; Metazoa; Arthropoda; Insecta; Hemiptera; Aleyrodidae
Product: small ribosomal subunit protein eS17
Biological process (GO): translation
Cellular component (GO): ribosome
Molecular function (GO): structural constituent of ribosome
Source: RefSeq, a predicted model, not a curated record